Molecule: messenger RNA, 1233 nt
Organism: Haemonchus placei
Lineage: Eukaryota; Metazoa; Nematoda; Chromadorea; Rhabditida; Trichostrongylidae
Source: the annotation of a GenBank genome assembly
GUGACCAUUCCAUCAGUUGAAGAGCUGGAAUUCAUGCCACCUGCUGGAGGCACUGAAGUGAUCAUUUCUGAAAUUGACGACUCUCACUGCAUGCAAUCUGUUGGUGAUUCAUCAGUUGGACAAACGGUUUUGGAAAGGGACGAAGGGGUCAAGUUUGAUGAAAAUGGUCUUGUGAGACCCACGAUCGUGGAAUCUUCAGAGGUGAUUGACCCUUGUGGUUGUCCGGCUAAUCUGCGCGCAAUUGGCGAAAUUAUGAACGACGUCGUCAGUGAAGUUGUGCAAGAUGUCCCGCCAGAAGUGAAGGAGGCAGCAUGCACUUCAUCGCUGGUCUUCGCUUCAUUGGCAGGACUGUUCUUCUCAAUUGCUCUCUACAGAUACCUUCGGCAUCUGUAUUAUCCGGAACCGGAAGGGUUUUUCUGCAGCACAUUCUCGUGGCUUUUCGCUCCGCUAUUUGACGCACUUUGCGAAAGACAGCCACCGGGUGGAUUCUUCCACGAAAUGAGGCACGAAUCGUCCGUUUUGUACGGCGAAGUGCAAGAAUAAUAUGGUCAAGUUCUUCGAACUCUUGGUUAUCUUCGCGUAUUGGUUUUUUGUUCUGAUAACAAGGAAAGAGUGUGUCACAUUCGUGGAAGGCUAAGAAUUAAAGAGUACAUCAGUACCGGUGAUUUUGUCCUUGUCGAACUGAGGGACUAUCAAAAUUACGAGGGUGAUAUUAUUCUCAAGUAUACACCUACUGAGAUCGAGCUUUUGAAGAAGAAGAACAAGCUGCCCGUACCACCGGAAACCGAUGAUCGUCCCUUGCAUUUAUACGGUCAGAUUGCUAAUAGGCUCGGCAAGGGACGCGUAUUAGCCUUCUGUAUCGACGGCAAGCAAAGGGUGUGUCGCGUUCUAAACAAGGAGCGGAUGGAAAGAGGCGAUAUUAUUCUUGUCGAAUGCAGGGAUCACCAAGGUUAUGAGAACGAUGUUAUUCACAAGUGCGCACCUGAUGAAGCCCAGCGUCUAAAGGAUGCAAAUGAAUUGCCCUAUUACAUAAAGGUCAAUAACGGUGCUUUGUUAGAAUAUGGUCAAGUUACUCAAGUGCUUCGAUAUUGUCGUGUGCUGGUCCAAUGUUUUGAUGGUGAACAGAGAAUAUGUCGCAUUCGACGGAAGCGUGAAAAGGCAGUCAUCACAGGCAUCCGGCCUGGUCACGUUAUUCUCGUUAGUCUCAGAGACAGUAAAGAUUGCAGGGUAUGA